This is a messenger RNA of Salarias fasciatus (jewelled blenny), 2795 nucleotides long. RefSeq names its product DnaJ (Hsp40) homolog, subfamily C, member 5 gamma a (gene dnajc5ga). The record is from RefSeq and is a predicted model, not a curated record. Bases 139 to 633 code for a protein of 164 amino acids. The transcript has 6 exons. Lineage: Eukaryota; Metazoa; Chordata; Actinopteri; Blenniiformes; Blenniidae.
ACUCCCGGUUGUCUCUCGCUUCUCCCCCGCUCCUCCGGGACUCGCCGUGUCCGUGUCCGCGAGCCUCUGAGCGGACUGAAGAGUCCCCGGAUGCCUCUACGAUCCAGAAACACUCCGUUCACUUGACCAAGCGGAGCCAUGGCUGAGUCCGGCUCCUCGCGUCCCCAGAGGAAGACGUCCACGGCGGGGGAGAGCGUCUACAAGGUUCUGGGUCUGGAGAAGGGAGCGUCCGCAGAGGACAUCAAGAGAGCCUACAGGAAACUGGCCCUGAAGUACCACCCGGACAAGAACCCGGACGACCCGGAGGCGGCGGAGAAAUUCAAGGAGAUCAACAACGCCAACUCCAUCCUGAACGACGAGAACAAGAGGAAGAUCUACGACCAGUACGGCUCCAUGGGGCUCUACGUCUCCGAGCAGUUCGGAGAGGACAGCGUCAAGUACUACUUCCUGAUGAGCAGGUGGUGGUUCAAGACCCUGGUGCUGUGCUGCACCCUGUUCAGCUGCUGCUGCUGUUGCUGCUGCUGCUGCUUCUGCUGUGGGCGGUGUAAACCCCCUGAGGACGAGGACAACUACCAGUACGUCAACCCCGAGGACCUGGAGGAGCAGAUCAGGGAGCAGGAUGGAGGAAAGUGACGGAGCAGCAGCAGCAGGAUCUCCAGACACCGCCCGGACCUCCCAUCACCAGUCCCCACCCUGACCCCUGACCCCUGACCCCUCCGGAGCCCCGCCUCGCCCACCAGCAGCUCCGCCCGUCGGGCCCCCCGAUGGUUGAGGUGAGGGGGCGGGGCUUCACAGCAGGACCCGCCCCCUCCCUUUAACACUGGAGCCGUUGGUGAUGCGUUCAGGGUCGCUGGGAUUUGGAGACGUCGUCCUUCAUUAGAGUUGGACGGACUUCCUGGGUAACUCUGUGUGUUGGGCUGGGAGUGUGGAGGUCCCCGGUUCGAACCCCCACUGCGUCUGGAAGGAAUCCAACCCCAGCCUGACUUCAGCCGCUGCCACUAGUCACUCGGUACUAGUUACUAGUUACUAGUUGCUAGUUACCAGUAGUCUUGACGUUCUGUACAGAUGGUUUCCUGUUUGUGUGGAACUGGGAUGUCAGAGUUACCCUGAACGCAUCAUGAGUGAACUCCUUCAGGGGUGCAAACAUUUGACCUCUGACCUUCUGACAUGCAUGAAACCACCUGCAGCUGCAUGAGAACGAUUUCCAAAAAACCAGCUCCACCCAACUGCAACCAACUGCACCCGACUGCAGCCGACUCCACCCGACUGCAACCAACUGCACCCGACUGCAGCCGACUCCACCCGACUGCAACCAACUGCACCCGACUGCAACCAACUGCACCCGACUGCAGCCGACUCCACCCGACUGCAACCAACUGCACCCGACUGCAGCCGACUCCACCCGACUGCAACCAACUGCAGCCGACUCCACCCGACUCCACCCGACUGCAACCAACUGCACCCGACUGCAGCCGACUCCACCCGACUGCAGCCGACUCCACCCGACUGCAGCCGACUCCACCCCACUGCAACCAACUGCAGCCGACUCCACCCGACUGCAACCAACUGCACCCGACUGCAGCCGACUCCACCCGACUGCAGCCGACUCCACCCGACUGCAGCCGACUCCACCCGACUGCAACCAACUGCAGCCGACUCCACCCGACUGCAACCAACUGCACCCGACUGCAGCUGACUCCACCCGACUGCAACCAACUGCAACCAACUGCAGCCAACUCCACCCGACUGCAACCAACUGCACCCGGCUGCAGCCAACUCCACCCGACUGCAACCAACUGCAACCAACUGCAGCCAACUCCACCCGACUGCAACCAACUGCACCCGACAGCAGCCGACUCCACCUGAUUGCACCCAGCUCCACCUGACUGCAGCCGACUCCACCCGACUGCAGCCGACUCCACCCGACUGCAGCCGACUCCACCCGACUGCAGCCGACUCCACCCGACUGCAACCAACUGCACCCGACUGCAACCAACUCCACCCGACUGCACCAAGCUCCACCCGACUUCAACCAACUGUACCCAACUCCACCCUACUGCACCCAGCCCCAUCCGACUGCAACCAGCUCCACCUGACUGCAAUCAAAUUCACCCAACUACAACCAACUCCACCUGUCUGCAGCUGACUCCACCCAACUGCAAUCAUUUCCAGCCAGCUCCACCCGACUGCAACCAGCUCCACUUGACCGCAACCAACUCCACCUGGUCAUCUUCAUACCAAGAUGAGAACUGAAGUUUAAAGGUGGAGUCUGGGACCCGAUCCAGACCAACGGGGUUCUGAUUUACACGCCUCAUCAGACGGAACCUGGACCGUUCAGGAACCCUAGAACCAGAGUCGGUCUGGAGAACCAGCAUCGCGGAUUCAUCCUGGUCUUUAAAGUUCAAAGUGAAGCUUUGACGUUCUGAAAGUCUCUGAUCUCGGUUCUGUUUUCUGAACUUGGUGUUCUCCAGUAGGACGCUUCUCCGUGGUUUCUCUUUGAGAACGAGGCUGGUUCUGCUGAAAGUGUCAAAAACCUUAUUUAUUCUUUUUUAUUGUUCCGAAGCCAACUGGGCGGGUUUAGUUUGUGUUCCGUCAGAGGAAGCCUGCUAGCUGCUAGCACCUACCUGCUAGCUGUUAGCCUGCUAGCUGUUAGCCGCUAGCAUGCUCGGAGUUCACUGCAGACUUUUUGGACAAUCGAACAACAGAGACGAAGAACAUGAAGGAAGCGUCUUCUUCUGUGGUUCCGGAGGUUUGCCGUUCUGUCGUGGUUCCUGUGGACGAAGUGGAAAUGAUGG